Messenger RNA from Cylicostephanus goldi, 324 nucleotides. The record is from the annotation of a GenBank genome assembly. Lineage: Eukaryota; Metazoa; Nematoda; Chromadorea; Rhabditida; Strongylidae.
AUUGUCAUGAACACCUUUGCCAACGGUGAAUGGGGAAAAGAAGAGCGUAAAUCGAAUCCGAUCAAGAAGGGAGACUCGUUCGACAUUCGAAUCCGUGCUCAUGAUGAUCGCUUCCAGAAGAAGGCCAAGCGCUUCAAUGUUAAUUUGCUUAGGCGAAACGGCGACAUUGCGCUUCACUUCAAUCCGCGAUUUGAUGAGAAAACCGUGAUCCGAAAUGCUCUUGCUGCUAAUGAGUGGGGAAAUGAGGAAAGAGAGGGAAAGAUGCCAUUCGAGAAGGGAGUCGGCUUUGAUCUGGCCAUCAAGAACGAGCCUUACGCAUUCCAG